Molecule: messenger RNA, 1554 nt
Organism: Cetraspora pellucida
Lineage: Eukaryota; Fungi; Glomeromycota; Glomeromycetes; Diversisporales; Gigasporaceae
Source: the annotation of a GenBank genome assembly
AUGAGUUCAUAUUUAUUAAUUGAGGACAGAACUAAUAUCGAAGUCGUUUCUCCUGUAUUGACAUCAUUCUUGUCCAAUUCAUCUGCAUCCCUCGAUGUAUCAAAGAAAUCAGAACUUGUAUCAGCUCUUCUAUCUGAUCUUGACGAAAAUGGGGUUCAACUAAAAUGGAAUGAUGAUGUAAGAUUACUAGCAUUACAAACUUUAAAGACAUUAGGUCGCGAUGUGAAUGGGUGUGAAUUAUUGUUUUCGGAUAAGGGAUUUUUAAUAUUAUUAUAUCACGCAUCACUUUUAUCAAAUAAAAUGACCGAUACUCCCGUGGCGCAAGAAGCACUUACGUGCAUUGCUAAUUCGCUUUUAUUAAGAGAAAGUACACGUGAUCUAUUUGAAAAGUAUAAUUGUGUACAAAAAGUCUGUCAUGGUUUAAAGGAUACAAUUUCGACCAAAACACAAUUUCUUUACUCGCGAAUUCUCUUUUUGAUGACCAUUAAAACGUCACCAAUCGUUAAACAGCUCAUUGAUGACCUUGAAAUAAUUGAUAUACUUUAUAAUAUCAUAAACAAUAUUGUGAAAGGAAUUUCUUCGUAUACGGUUGUUGAAUCUUCACCUAUCACCAGAGUUACGCUCUUGAGUGAGCAAUUAAAAGUUUUAUUUAACCUAAUGCAUUAUGGUCCAAAAAUUGUGCGUGAAGAAGAGAAAGGAAAAAAUCAGGAGCCUCCAUUACUCCCGGUAAUUAUUGAUAUUAUCAAAGAAAUACCUCCACCAUCACCACUUCCACUAGGCCCACCACAUUCACACGCGAUUCACGCGCUUCUGAACUUCCCUGUUGUCCCUUACAAAUCAAUCUGGUUUCCACCAGAGCAAAAAACUCAACAAUAUGCUCUUUUGGAUAAAUUUCUUGAAACUUUAAAAACAAUGAUAUGUAUUGUCGUCAAGGGAGAUCCCGAUGCUAAUAUUGAAAAUGGUCAAAAGAAAUAUGGUAUUAAUUUUGAUGAAGUUAUUCCACCACUUGUGGCAUUGAUACGAAAAUUAGCAGAGGAAGACGAAUUGGCAAGAACUAUUACGAGAAAUAGAUUAUUACCUGAUGAUGUUGAUCGAUCUAAACCAUUGGAAAAAGGCGAUAGUUUGUCCGCACGUUUAAUUCGAUUAAUGACUUCGGUAAUGUUACCAAAUUUAAAAGAUGGUAUAAGUGAACUUUUAUAUGUGAUAUGUGAUCAAGAUGCGAAUUUAUUUGUUCAUCACGUGGGAUACGGGAACGCUGCCGGCUUUCUCAUGAGUCGAAACAUCAUGAUUCCACCAUCUAUAUCUUCAAAACAAACAGAUCAUUCUGAAAAACCAAUCAAUCCAAUCACUGGUCAGUACUUAGAUGAAGAAGCACCUUUGCUUUCUGAUAUGACAGAUGAAGAAAAAGAGAGGGAAGCAGAAAGGUUGUUUGUAUUAUUUGAAAGACUUAAAAAAACGGGUGUUAUGAAUGUUGUUAAUCCCUUGGAGGAAGCUGUGAGGUCUGGAAAACUUAAUGAGGUUCCAGACAAUGAGGAAAAGGACGAAAGCGAUUAA